Messenger RNA from Mercurialis annua (annual mercury), 950 nucleotides. RefSeq names its product 60S ribosomal protein L19-3-like. The transcript is spliced from 5 exons. Gene Ontology annotation, biological process: translation. The record is from RefSeq and is a predicted model, not a curated record. Lineage: Eukaryota; Viridiplantae; Streptophyta; Magnoliopsida; Malpighiales; Euphorbiaceae. Gene Ontology annotation, cellular component: cytosolic large ribosomal subunit; ribosome. The coding region runs from base 94 to 717 and encodes 207 amino acids. Gene Ontology annotation, molecular function: RNA binding; structural constituent of ribosome.
ACCACAUUAUCCUAUCGCGAGAGUAUAAAAUUAAUUCGGCAUCUCAGUCACAAAACCCUUCCAGUUGCCGCACACUCCCGUGAAACAGAAAAAAUGGUGUCGUUGAAGCUACAGAAGCGGCUCGCCUCUAGCGUCCUCAAGUGUGGAAAAGGAAAGGUCUGGCUCGAUCCUAAUGAAGGCAAUGAAAUCUCCAUGGCUAACUCCCGGCAGAACAUUAGGAAGCUAGUGAAGGAUGGUUUCAUCAUCAGGAAACCAACAAAGAUUCACUCUCGUUCUCGUGCUCGCAGAAUGAAUGAGGCCAAGAGAAAGGGCCGUCACUCCGGAUAUGGUAAGAGAAAGGGUACCAGGGAGGCUAGGCUGCCUACCAAGAUCCUUUGGAUGAGGAGAAUGCGUGUUCUUAGACGCUUGCUACGCAAAUACCGUGAAGCGAAGAAAAUUGACAAGCAUAUGUAUCAUGAUAUGUACAUGAAGGUUAAGGGUAAUGUUUUCAAGAACAAACGUGUACUUAUGGAAAGUAUCCAUAAAUCAAAGGCUGAAAAGGCCAGAGAGAAGACAUUGUCUGACCAGUUUGAGGCCAAACGUGCAAAGAACAAGGCAAGCAGGGAGAGAAAGUUUGCCAGAAGAGAGGAGCGUUUGGCACAGGGACCUGGCGAGAAGGCACCACAAGCGCCUGCCCCUCAGGAGACCGAAGUAGUAGCAAAGAAAUCGAAGAAGUGAUUGUAGUAGGCUCUGGUGAAUGCUGAAAGAUCAUACCCGGAGUUACACUGAUGUCUGGUUCCUAGUAGGAUUUUGUUGCUAAAGCUACUAUGCUUUUUUGUGUUUUGGGAAUGUUAUAUUUCUUUCAAGUAUAGAAUUUUUGAAGUCCAUGAGAUGUAGUUUCUAUUUAAAUGUGGAUUAUGUUUUAUCAUGAUAAUGUAGUCUCUAAACUCAGUGCAGCUUACAAUUAAACA